Messenger RNA from Rhagoletis zephyria (snowberry fruit fly), 1134 nucleotides. The record is from RefSeq and is a predicted model, not a curated record. Lineage: Eukaryota; Metazoa; Arthropoda; Insecta; Diptera; Tephritidae.
AUGUCUCAACAGCCAAUCAUCUGUAAAGCAGCUAUCAUUUACAAGGAAGGAACACCGCUGGUGAUCGAAGAUGUAACCAUUGAUGCGCCAAAAAAUGGAGAAGUGCGCGUAAAAAUGGUGUCAGCAGGCAUAUGUGCUUCGGAUGCUCAUUUCGUAUGGGGCACUGCCAAACUGAAUGAAUGGCCUGGUCAUGAUGGGCCAGCUGUUCUCGGUCACGAGGGAGCUGGAAUCGUUGAAUCAGUUGGGCCUGACGUGACUAAUCUGCAGCCUGGUGAUCACGUGCUGACCACUUUCAUGCCGGCUUGUCGCGACUGUCCAUACUGUGCUAGUCCGCUGACCAACUUUUGCGCAAAAGAAAAUCUAAUUGCACUUGGCGCUAUUCCCAAUAAGAAACUGACCAAAAACGGGCAAAACUUGAUUGGCUUAGCAGGUCUAGGCAUCUACAGCCAGUACUCUUUACUCAAGUUGAGUCAGGUUGUCAAGAUUAACCCAGCAGCUCCACUGGUGAACAGUGCCAUCAUUUCUUGUGCAGUUGCAACCGGAUUUUACGCUGCCCGUAAUCAAGCUAAUGUUCAGCCCGGAACUACUGCUGCUGUCUGGGGCAUUGGGGCAAUUGGCAUCAAUGCUAUCUACGGCUGCAAAAAAGCGGGUGCAAAAAACAUUAUUGGUGUUGAUAUUAACAAUGAGAAGAAGGCAAUUGGUGAAGAGUUUGGAAUUACUGAAUUUGUUAAUCCAAAUGAGCUGGGUGGGAAACCUGUAGACCAGUAUCUUAAGGAGAAAUAUGGGGGCGUCGACUAUGCUUUUGAUUGUCUUGGCAACAAGUUUGUUAUUGAAACUGCUUACAAGUCACUUUCCGUUUUUGGCACACUUGCCCUAGUCGGUUUGGCCCCAAGUGGAACUGAGCUGGUCCUUCCUGUUUCUGAUACUUUGACUGGGAAAAAAGUGGCUGGUGCGUUUAUGGGCAACAAAGACUGCGAUUCGGCCUACACUGAACUGACUGAAAUGUACGUCAAAGGAGAGUACGAUGUUGACCGCCUGGUAACACAUAACUUCAAGCUGGAGCAGAUUAAUGAGGCAUUUCAAUUGCUCAAAGAGGGAAAGUGCAUUCGAUCUUUAAUUAUCUUUGAUGCAUAG